Molecule: messenger RNA, 4877 nt
Organism: Formica exsecta
Lineage: Eukaryota; Metazoa; Arthropoda; Insecta; Hymenoptera; Formicidae
Gene: L
Product: zinc finger protein 423-like
Exons: 8
Coding region: 733-4689 (1318 amino acids)
Biological process (GO): regulation of transcription by RNA polymerase II
Cellular component (GO): nucleus
Molecular function (GO): RNA polymerase II transcription regulatory region sequence-specific DNA binding; DNA-binding transcription factor activity, RNA polymerase II-specific
Source: RefSeq, a predicted model, not a curated record
CGGAUGAGAUCCUCUUGACGCGCGCUCGCCUCUCGACGCGGGAUCGCCUGAGAUACCGCGUCGACUGACGAGGCCCGCAGUUCUCGGAGCAUCGCGAUCGACGGUGGAUCGAUUGACGACCCGUGCGCGAUCCAGUGAAGUUCAAUAACGGAUAGCAGAGUUACCGAGGUGCACCAAGUGCCAACGGUUUGCCGAAGAUCACACGGAACGUGAAAGGGACAUGAGUUUUAAUUUAUUUAAUCUAUCGCAUAAUUGAAAAAGGAACUUGCUAGUUGUCAGGAGAGUCAUCGUUGUAUUGGAAAAUUGUAGUAUUGAAGAACAGAGCUCUCGUUUGUCUCGGGAUUUGAUGUACACUGUGUGUGUGUCACUUUGAUAGACGACGCUGUCAUCGGCACGAUCUCGGAUCGACAUCUCGUUAUAAUCAGCUUCGUGUCAGCGGGCUUAUCGAUCUCAACUAUAUAUUCAGCCGAUUUCCAGAUCGCGCCACACAUAUAAAGGCACACAACUUGAACUUAUUUACUUCUAUACUUAACAACAUCGCCUACAGUCGAGAUAUCGAUAUUUAUAUUGACACUUUCGUGAUGACAGUUUAGUUUGAUACUCGCAUCAAACACGUAAAGUGGACUGUUUGGUGACGAAUCGAAGAGCGAUCAAACGUAAAAGCCGAUCGAUAGUGAAUACCAUCGGGCAUACCAGCAAGCUUCCAGGCUGCUCGAAGGACUUUAAAACAAGAUGCUCUUCAAAGGUAACAGCUCGCGGCUGGAGCUGCUGAUUGGCAAGAUCCACGCACACAAAGAACCGUCACAGGACGAGCAACACAAGUCUAAAGAAGCUCUAGGAACCGGAAGUUCCUCGUGGCAUAGCGAGGAUGGCGGGCCCAAUUCCCGCCGCGGUGGCGAGACACCGUCCUCCUGCGCGACUCCAACAUCGGCGAGUUUCCCGUCGGAGCCUGAGGUCGACACCGACGUCAAUCCCGACGGCACCAAUCCCGCCGCCCCCUAUCCCUGCCAAUUCUGCGACAGGAAGUUUCCGCGUCUUAGCUAUCUGAAGAAGCACGAACAGAGUCACGGUGAUCAGAUGCCGUAUCAGUGCAGUUGGUGCAACAGACUGUUCAAGCACAAGCGUAGCCGCGAUCGUCACGUAAAGCUGCACACUGGGGACAGGCGAUAUCGCUGCUCGAAAUGUGAGGCUGCCUUCUCUAGGAGCGAUCACCUGAAGAUCCACUUGAAAACGCAUGACACCCAGAGGCCUUAUCAAUGCACGGCUUGCACGAGAGGCUACAGUACAGCCGCGGCUUUAACGGCGCACAUGCAGUCUCACAAGAAACAUCAAUCAUCGUCGUCGUCUCAAUCGGCCGGUCUCAAGCUUCAGGACGUCGACUAUGGUAGAAGAAGCGUAUCCUCGCACAGCACGUCGUCACCGCCGGUACCGUCGUCGCCGUCGCCGUCAUUGAAUCUCAGUCUGAACCCGAGGAACGUCCUGAAGACGUCGCAGGGCACCGGCAGUGCCUCCACCACUCCGGUUCUCAGCUCGCCCCUGAAACUCACCUGCAUGUACUGCACCCGGGACUCGUUCAGCUGCAUGCAGCAGCUGCAGAUGCACGUGCACACGAUGCACCAGGCGAUCCUGAGUGGCGCGGAAGGUCCAGCUCGGCCGCCAUCGCCGAGCAGAACGUCCAGCGAGCAGCAGACGACUGUCUGCAAGCCGCUGGAUCGUCAGGACGUCACGAAGGAAUCGCGACUGGAUCGCAAGUACCCGACGUCCGAGGACCGAGGCGACAGGUCGGCUGUCGAGCGGGAGCAUUACGAGAACGGGUUCACCUGCAAUCAGUGCACCAUGAAGUUCUCUACGUUGACCCUCCUACGCGAUCAUUUGUUGUCGAUACACCGAAUCGACGGUUUUGGCGCGGCGAUGAUGAUGUGUCCCUUGUGCAGUAUACCGUGUUCCUCGGCGGCUUCCUACGCCGAGCACUACGUCCUUCAGCACUGUGAGAAUCGCCGACCGGCGCCGACGCACGCUAUAGAUUACGGGGAAACGAAGCUGAACGGCGGCAUUUACGACGGUACCGCGAGGGAUCCCUCCCGGAUAUCGAGAACUCGGGACGCGCCGGAAGCCGCUGAUCUCACGAAUAAGCACUCGACCAGAUCUUCCUCGGAUACCGCUGGCAGUUACACUGCUGAUACUCUGCUAUGCGGCCAAUGCGGUGCCGCAUUAAAAGACUUCGAAUCCUUCCGCGAGCAUGUGGCGCGACACUUGCAGGCCGACCACCGUAACCAGGAGAUGUCCGGCAGACAACAUCUAUGUCCCAAAUGCGAAGCCAUCUUCUCGGACCGCGAGGAUAUGCUGGCCCACCUGACCAAGCAUUAUCUGGGCCAGGUCAGCAAAGAGUACGCCUGCAGUGCCUGCAAAAAGCUCUAUCCGCAUCCAGAUCAGCUUCAGAGGCACCUUUUGGAUGUGCACGCGCAUCAUCUGUAUCGUUGCGCUCUGUGUCGGGACACCUUCGACUCCAGAGUAGCAAUACAGGUGCAUUUUGCGGUGAAACACAGCCAAGAGUGCCGGGUCUACCGGUGCAGCACGUGCGCCGUGUCCAACAAUGAGAACUCGCCGGGAGGAAACGUGACGACUUCUGGCGAAUGUAGGAGCUUCUUCAGGACCGAGGCCGAAUUGGCGGCGCACGUGCGUAGUGUGCACGCGCCUCCACCCGCUGUCUCUCUGAUGAAUAGCAGCCCGGUGGGUGCUGCGAGGAGCCCGGCCUCGACGCCCGGUGGUGGUAUCGCGGCGCGUUGUUUCUUCUGCGGGAUUUGCUGCGGUUCAGAUCUCGAACUCCAGCUUCAUUUGGCCAGCCACUCGACCAAUCUCUACAGAUGUCCCAUCUGCCGGGAAGGAUUCGCGGUGGAGUUUCUCUUGGACCGACACAUCGCCCAGGCUCAUCACGCCACCCAGGACCAUCAGGUACCAUCCGUCAGAAGUAACUCGAGAGAGAACGGGCGCGUUCAUCGAACGGCUAGAAAUCAGGAAGAAACGAAGUCUCUGAAGAGACGUUCACCAGCAUCGAGUAACAACAAUUCCCUGAAUCAGCGCGACAACAACAAACGUGCAAACUAUGGCACUUCCGGACAGCAGUGCGAGCUCUGCGAACGCGGCGAAUUUGCGAACGAGGCCGAGCUGCAAGCACACAAGAAACUGACUCACCAAACGCCUCCUAAACUGUCCAGUAAAAGUUUAUCUACCUUGAAUACCCUGACGUGCGGUUAUUGCGGCGAGGUUUGUCGUUCGCGAAACGAAUUAGAGUCGCACACGAGGAUCCAACAUGCGUCCAACGAGCCCGGCGGACGUCACAAAUGCAACAUCUGCGACGAGGUAUGCUUGUCCAGCACGACUUUGGCCGAACACAAGCUCCAGAAGCACUGCAAGAUACAACUGAGCGAUACGUGCGUGGUGUGUCGUGGUUGCCUGACCUCGGAGAGUCAAUUCCUGGAUCACGUGCAAAGGCAUAGCUUGGAAAACGUGGACCCGCAACAACGAUUGGACAACUCUUUACCUCAUUUACCCGCCCCGUGCGUUGUUUGCCGGCAGACGCUGAUCAGCGAAUUAGAGUGUCGUUUGCAUGCACGGCAUCAUCUACGGACGUCUUCAGGAUCGCGCAGCGCCGUUUCUAGUCCGACCAGUCCCGGUGGCGGCAAAACUCAGAGCCAAGGUUGCUGUCUCUGUUUGCGCGAUUUUGCUGCCGAUGAUUUCGUCAGUCUGCCACCCAAUCCUGCCAGUACGAGUGGACAACCACUCAAGGUCUGCAAAACCUGCUACAUGCGACAUUCUCAGGGAUUGCCUAUCCUGAACUCGACGACCUAUGAGCGGGCCAAGUACGAUACGACCUGGUUCGCAAGCAAGAAUGGUCAAUGGGAUAGUUCCAAGGACAAAUGGGAUGACAGAGGACUCAAUGUAGAGAAUCGAUCCAAAAAUGAAGGAAACACGGAUAAAAAACGCUGUGAGGAGUGCGGGGUGAAAUUCGAAGAUCCUGAAGAGGCGGAGAAACACAGAAUCACAGAACAUGAAAAGAUUAGCACUAGUGGUUCGAAACCCUCCUAUACAUGUAUACAGUGUCAGGUAUCAUUUCCAACCGAAGCCAAAAUUCAGCAACAUGUGAGAAAGGAACAUCUGGAAACAUCCAGGAGAGCUUCCUUGGAAGCCUUGCGAUGUCAUUUGUGCUCAUUUGAAGCUGCCAGUCCUAUGCAAUUGCAAAUUCACUUAAUAGAACAUACUUUUGUUGGCUGCGCUGCGCUCAGCUGUUACCUCUGUCAGUCGCUUUUUACAACUCCUAUUGGUCUUCAGAGUCACCUGCUACAGGAACACGGUCUGGGCGCGCGACCUUACGAUUGCCGCAAGUGCACGCUCAAGUUCUUCUUCAACGCGGAGCUAGACCAUCACAUAUUGACUUUCCAUCGUCCGAGGGAUGAGAUUCAUCCUUCGUCAGUCGAGAAUGCUCGCGAGAUGAAGAAUCGCGAGCCCGACGGCGGUGUAACGGUGAAGGAGGAAGUGAUGCAAGGUGGCAAAGAAGAGGAGGAGGAGGAGGAGGAAGUGAACGUGGACGAUCAGAUAGGACAGGAGGAACAUGAUGAAGCUAAACGAGAGGAGCAGAAGUUGAAGACGGAAGUAGAUAUCGAGACGACAUCCAACAAAAUGGAAUCGUGACUUUCUUUGGUCAAUAUUACAUUUCGUUCCGAGCUAGGAUUAAUUGAUUAUUAGGAACUUUUGUUAGCCAAUCAUUAAGUUUUUCACUCCGCCGCUCUCAGCGGCGAAUAUUCUAUACGACGUAUGUCUUUUAAAUAACAAAUAAAGUUCGAUACACACUCACGUACACACACAAUAAACACAUACGC